UUAGCUCUGUCGGAAUUUUUGUUAUUUGACCACUAUUUUUAUGACUAAUUUGACAGGACUAUUAUGUAUAUUUUGAAAAGGAACUACAAAUUUUGACUUAGAAAAGGUGUUGUUAAAUAUUUUUUUCCUCGUUAGCUGUGUUUGUUGGUAGAAUAAAUAAACCUUUUGAAAUAUUGCUGUUUAAGUUAUGCCAAUGUUUGUACCAAAUAUUUCCGUCAUUGUCGAAAGCAAUUUAGUUUAUUCAUUGUUUUUUUGGAAUAAUACAAAAUACAUCAGGACUUGCGUAUAAAUAUACUAAGUCUUCAUUAAAAUUCAAUAUUUAUUCGACAAUAAAUUGUGAAUAUUUAUGUGUAUGUGUAUAGGGUGCCUGUAAUCGAUUUUUGAAAAUAAAUCAGUCUCAUAUCAUUGGCAAAAUGUUAUUUGAGAAUAGUACCCACGAACGACGACGUUAAAAAUGUUCGUCUCUCCAUAAUUAACCCCAAAACCCUUGCAAACAUAAUUCCGAACUUUGUUUACUAAUUAAAGUGUUUUGGUUAGCAUUCUUGUAACGAAUAUGUUUUAUUCAUACGUAACACGUAAUACUGAUUCAAUUGAAAUUAAGCCACGGUAGAAUUCAUUGAACAAACGUUGCCCAUUGCCUAAUUUACUUCAACAGCAACAGCCAUAAAUUUUGGGCCACAAUCAUGGAUAUAGCUUCUAGCAUUAUCGAGAAAUUCCAGCACGUGGACGAUACAAUCGACAUAGACGAAUCAAAUCUAACGCCAGUUCAAGAGUUUUAUAAAGGCGCCAAGGUCUUUGUGACGGGUUUUACCGGGUUCUUAGGCCAAAUCCUCGUUGAGAAACUCCUGAGGUCAUGCCCCGUGUCCACCGUUUACGUCCUCAUGAGAAAGAAAAAGGGGAAAGAUAUAGAGGUGAGGUUGCAGGAAAUAUUCGACAAUCAUCUCUUUAGCAGGAUGAAGAAGAAUUGUCCGGAUUUUCGCGCGAAGGUUGUAGCUAUAGAAGGUGACUGUGCAUUGCCAGAUCUAGGCCUCAGUGAUCAAGACAAAAAAUUGUUGAUAGAUGAGGUGAACAUCGUCUUUCAUGUGGCGGCAACAGUUCGUUUCGAUGAAAAACUGAAGACCGCCGUGGCUACCAACGUCAGGGCCACCAGAGACCUGCUGUUGUUGGUAAAACAAAUGCCACACGUAAAAUCGUACCUUCACGUGUCCACAGCUUACUCGAACUGCAUCCAUGAUGUCAUAGAGGAGAGGGUUUAUCCACCAGCUAUGGGAUAUAAAGACCUCAUUGAGAUAUCGGAGUGUCUCGACAGCUUGCUCUUGGACAACAUGCAGUCACACUUCUUGGGUAACUACCCCAACACAUACGUGUAUUCAAAGCAGGUAGCUGAAGAUGUAGUCAAACAACUAACCAAAGAUUUCCCCGCUGGUAUCUUCAGACCUUCCAUCGUUAUUUCCACGUACAAGGAACCAAUCAGGGGGUGGAUCAACAAUUUUUAUGGUGCCACGGGUGUAUUCUACGGUUCAGGUGUGGGCCUGCUAAGGGUCCUCUACUGCGACGAGGAGUCCGUCGCUAAUAUCGUGCCAGUUGACAUGUGCGUCAAUGGUCUGAUAGCUUCCGCUUGGGAUGUGGGACAAAGGUUCGACAAAGCCAAAGAGGAGGGUGGAGAGUAUGAAAUGCCAGUUUAUAAUUACGAGAGCACCAACGAUAAGCCAAUCAAUUGGAAAAACUUUAUGGACAUAUCGAGUAAAUACGGUUUACAGUUCCCACCAGUUGGUUGCAUAUGGGUGUUUUUUUUAUAUCUGGUAAAGUCAUACUUCAGGUACAUAGUACUGGUGAUCUUCUUGCAUUUUAUACCUUGUAUGCUUGUGGACGCCAUGCUGUUCUUUAGGGGGAAGAAGAUGAGGAUGAUGAAGGCAUAUAAAAAAAUUCACACCUUCUCGUCAUUAAUGGCGUACUUUUGUGUAAGGAGUUUUAAGUUUCAUUCCGCAAACGUCCAUAAGAUGUUAGAUGGAAUGACGAAGAAGGACAGAGGAGUAUUCUUUUGCGACCUUAGAGAACUGGACUGGGACGAAUUUUUCCAAACUUACGGUAUCGGAGCUCGGGUCUAUCUGGCUAAAGAUCCUUUAGACACCAUUCCAAAGGGAAGGAAAUUCUACAGAAGGUUACAGUGGGCUCACAAUACUGUGAAAACCGUCUUAGGACUGUUAGGAGUAACGAUACUAUGGCUGAUCAUGUCCGGAAUCUACAAACUCAUUUUUCUUGGUUAAUUAAGUCCGUAUUGUUUGCUGUAUCUAUAAAAAAAAUAUACGUAAUAGUUUCAGCUA
This is a messenger RNA of Anoplophora glabripennis (Asian longhorned beetle), 2324 nucleotides long. RefSeq names its product fatty acyl-CoA reductase wat-like. Gene Ontology annotation, molecular function: alcohol-forming very long-chain fatty acyl-CoA reductase (NADP+) activity. The transcript is spliced from 8 exons. Gene Ontology annotation, cellular component: peroxisome. The coding region runs from base 684 to 2267 and encodes 527 amino acids. The record is from RefSeq and is a predicted model, not a curated record. Lineage: Eukaryota; Metazoa; Arthropoda; Insecta; Coleoptera; Cerambycidae. Gene Ontology annotation, biological process: long-chain fatty-acyl-CoA metabolic process.